CUGAGCCAAAAGCUGUGCUUGAAUGACUUGGGGUGCUGGAACUGUGCAGAGCAGGGCCCUCCAUGGAGCUGCUCUGGGCAACCACCUCGGGUGAAUGUGAUAAGCAAGAUGGCCAAGGUCAACACCCAAUACUCCCAUCCAUCCUUGACCAGAGUGGAAACCAUGGACAGAGACUUUGAUCAUGCUAAAAAAAGCCUCAGCAGGGCCCAUGCGCCAUGUGAGGACACACUGGCAGCCCCGCAGCCAGGGAUCGCCAUGGAGACCAGAGGACUGGCCAGACCCAGACGAAGCUCCUUCACUGGCCCAGGGCCCUCCAGGUUGUCACAGCUCAUCUGCUCCCUGCGCUCAUGGGCUGCCAGGCACUUACACCACGAGGACCAGAGACCUGAUGCUUUUCUGGAGCGUUUCCAUGGAACUGAGCUCAUGGAGGUGUCCAGCCGAGAAAGCAAUGCCCAGUCCAGUGUGGGUAGCCAGGAGCAGCCAGACAGAGGCAGAGGGAAGAAGAAGGACGCCAUGGUGGUGGACCCCUCCAGCACCCUCUACUACCGCUGGCUGACUGUCAUUGCCCUCCCAGUCUUCUAUAACUGGUGUCUGCUGGUGUGCAGGGCCUGCUUUGAUGACCUUCAGUCUGAGCACCUGACACUGUGGCUGACCCUGGACUACUCGGCAGAUGUCCUCUAUGGCCUGGACAUGCUGGUGCGAGCCCGGACAGGUUUCCUGGAACAAGGCUUAAUGGUCAAAGAUGUGAAGAGGCUGUGGAAACAUUACACAAAGACCUUGCAGUUCAAGCUGGACAUGUUGUCCCUGGUCCCCACGGACCUGGCUUACUUAAAGUUGGGUAUGAGCUACCCAGAACUGAGAUUCAACCGCCUACUGAAGUUUUCCCGGCUCUUUGAAUUCUUUGACCGCACGGAAACGAGGACCAAUUAUCCCAAUGUGUUCAGGAUCGGGAACCUGGUCUUGUACAUCCUCAUCAUCAUCCACUGGAAUGCCUGCAUCUACUUUGCCAUUUCCAAAUUCAUUGGUUUUGGGACAGACUCCUGGGUCUACCCAAACAUCUCCAACCCAGAGUAUGGACGCCUCUCCAGGAAGUACAUUUACAGUCUCUACUGGUCCACCCUGACCCUGACCACCAUCGGUGAGACUCCACCCCCUGUGAAAGACGAGGAGUAUCUCUUUGUGGUCAUAGACUUCUUGGUGGGCAUUCUGAUCUUUGCCACCAUCGUGGGCAAUGUGGGCUCCAUGAUCUCAAAUAUGAAUGCUUCAAGGGCAGAGUUCCAGGCUAAGAUCGACUCCAUCAAGCAGUACAUGCAGUUCCGAAAGGUGACCAAGGACUUGGAGACUCGGGUUAUCCGGUGGUUUGACUACCUGUGGGCCAACAGGAAGACAGUGGAUGAGAAGGAGGUGCUCAAGAACCUCCCGGACAAGCUGAAGGCUGAGAUCGCCAUCAAUGUGCACCUGGACACCCUGAAGAAGGUCCGCAUCUUCCAAGACUGCGAGGCAGGGCUGCUGGUGGAGCUGGUGCUCAAGCUUCGGCCCACCGUGUUCAGCCCUGGUGACUAUAUCUGCAAGAAGGGGGACAUUGGGAGGGAGAUGUACAUCAUCAAGGAGGGCAGGCUGGCUGUGGUGGCCGAUGACGGGGUCACCCAGUUUGUGGUCCUUGGCGAUGGCAGUUACUUUGGGGAGAUCAGCAUCUUAAACAUUAAGGGGAGCAAGUCAGGCAACCGCAGGACGGCCAACAUCAGGAGCAUUGGCUACUCAGACCUGUUCUGUCUCUCCAAAGAUGACCUGAUGGAGGCCCUCAUCGAGUACCCCGAGGCCAAAAAGGCCCUGGAGGAGAAGGGCCGGCAGAUCCUGAUGAAGGACAAUCUGAUCGAUGAGGACCUGGCCAGGGCUGGGGUGGACCCCAAGGACAUUGAGGAGAAGGUGGAGCACCUGGAGUCCUCCCUGGACACUCUACAGACCAGGUUUGCACGGCUGCUGACUGAGUACAGUGCCACGCAGAUGAAAGUGAAGCAGCGCCUCAGCCAGCUGGAGAGCUGGGUAAACAUCUGUGGGAGCAGCCUGGCCUCCUCAGAGGCCCAGGGGGUUGCUGCAGAGAUAGAGGACAAACAACAGUGAAAAUGUGGUGUCUGUCUGGCUCCUGCUCCACAAGCCAGCUGUCAGGGCAGUGCUACUGUCUGCAGAUGCAUGGCACAGGGCUUAGCUGGGCUUCCAGCCUAGCCCCUUUGUAAGCCCAGUUUUCUCAUCUAGAAAGUGGGCCCAGGAAGUGCCAGGUUAUUGUCGCUUUGAUUUUUUUAAAUGGCAAUUUUCAUAUUUUGUCACUUACA
Molecule: messenger RNA, 2330 nt
Organism: Heterocephalus glaber (naked mole-rat)
Lineage: Eukaryota; Metazoa; Chordata; Mammalia; Rodentia; Bathyergidae
Gene: Cnga3
Product: cyclic nucleotide gated channel subunit alpha 3
Biological process (GO): monoatomic cation transmembrane transport
Cellular component (GO): intracellular cyclic nucleotide activated cation channel complex; plasma membrane
Molecular function (GO): intracellularly cAMP-activated cation channel activity; intracellularly cGMP-activated cation channel activity; cGMP binding
Source: RefSeq, a predicted model, not a curated record